Messenger RNA from Hyla sarda, 1209 nucleotides. RefSeq lists its product as uncharacterized. The transcript has 7 exons. The coding region runs from base 450 to 1052 and encodes 200 amino acids. The record is from RefSeq and is a predicted model, not a curated record. Lineage: Eukaryota; Metazoa; Chordata; Amphibia; Anura; Hylidae.
GCCAGUCCCGACCAGAUCAUGGCGGUCUCUGUUACAAAGAAGGAAACUCCACUCCCGGACAAAGGUCAGCGUGCAGAAACGCGCGUAGGAGUGGCGCCAUCCCUGUCUCUGCCCCUUACUUUCUUGUGGGUAUUGGUUUAUUUAUCACAACUGCCAGCAAUAUUUCUGCCAAAUACCCACUAGAUGUCACACCUGCCGGCUGGACAUUCUCCAUAUGGUCCGUAAUAUAUAUCUGGAACGGACUGUGGAUUGUCUAUGUGGUUUCUACUCUGUUCAGAAGCAAUAAUGGAAGUCGCAUAUACCUCAGACCAGAAAUUCACCCACCGGAAUUUUUUGUUUUGUGGAUACUGAACAACAUUAUUAAUAUUGGCUGGCUCUUCUUAUGGGACAGAGAGCUUCUUAUAUUCGCUAAUGUCUUCCUAGCUUUAAUACCAUUUACCAUCAUCCUUAUGCUUCGCAUAUCAUACAGAAAUUGUUACCGCCAUGCAGACUGGAUGUCACAAAAUCAGCGUUUCGAUUUGUGGUGCAUCAGAAUAUUGGUACAUAAUGGACUUGCCACAUACGCCACAUGGACUUCCAUUGCUACUAUUGUUAAUCUUGGCCUUGUGCUGAAGUAUAACUCGCUCCAUGUAGUGGAACCUUAUGUCAGCAGCAUUGUUCUUGGCCUUAUAUUGUUUGCUCUCUUGUUCUGGUUCUCGAUGGAAACAUUUAUCUUUGAAAAGUAUGUGCGCUACACAGUAACCAUUUACCCAGUAGCUAUUGUUGCUUCAGUUGGCAUAUUUCUCGGAGUGGAUGAGACUACAGAAUUCUCUGACAAUGAAAUGAUGAAUGCUGUGAUCAUUGCUGUGUGCUCUGUAGCCUGUCUGUUGCGGUUUGUUCUAAUCUUCCUGUGCGAUAAAUUAAGACCAAUGAUAGCAGAAGAGGAGAAAAAAGAUCAUUUAAAGGAAGAGGAGAAAAAAGAUCAUUUAAAGGAAUCCAAACUUGCUUCAUCACCAUCAUUACAAACCAAUGGUCACACCAACCCAUUAGUUAUGGAAAUGGAGGAACUGUGAGAUGUCAGUAUUACACGCCAGUAACUUGCUUUGUGCAUCUAUUUAUAUUAUAGUUAUACUGAACAUUUAGUUUAUGAUAAUAAUGGAGGGUGGUAACAGAUAGCGGUCGCUUGCCAAAAAAGAUCCAAAUGUGUUUUGCUAUUGUGAUCAAUGAAAA